Messenger RNA from Blepharisma stoltei, 4137 nucleotides. The record is from the annotation of a GenBank genome assembly. Lineage: Eukaryota; Ciliophora; Heterotrichea; Heterotrichida; Blepharismidae.
AUGGAGUAUUCAUAUGGAUCAAGCAGCGAAGAACUCUCUGAUUCUCAAGGCUUAAAAAACUUCCUUGAAGCCUCAUCUUCUGAAGAAGAAAAAUUUUUUAACAAGCAAAAUCCUUACCUCGAUUUCAAAAAAAAAGAUAACUUUUUUGCAGGAGGAGGCGAUCCUUAUGCAUUCAACAUGGAUUUCAGUAACAUAAAAGUCCCCAGCAAAGCCCAGCCCAAGCCCCAACCUCAGCCUCAACCUCAACCUCAAACAGCAAAAAGUGCUAUAAAAACCCCUACAACCCAGGCGGGCAAAAAAGGUGUGAGCUUUGAAAAAUCACGACCAAAAAGCCCUGAAGAUGACGAUAGGCCAAUCGAUAUGAAAAGCAAACAAGCCAACUCUAAAUUUGAGAGCAUGAAAAAAGACUUCCUCAGCAUGGUUCAGUCCAUCAAAAACGAAGAUUCCAGUUCCCAUAGCUCCAAAAGCAGCAAAAAUUCAGACUCACCUGCCAUGCCUACUUUAAACGUAGUAAACUGAAGCGAUGUUAAAGGACAACUCAAAGUCACUGAUGAAGAAAAAGAAACCUCUCAUAAAGAAAUAAAGACUGAGCCUUUUCGGUUUGGAAUUAACCCGCCUAUUUCUUUAAACAAAAAACUUGACACUCCUACGCAAAAAAAGGAAACUUUUAUAUCUCCUCUGGAUUCAGAGAUGUCUGAAUCUUAUCAAUCGCCAAGGUCAGAUUUAAAGCAAAAAGAAGAACUUGAGAGUCAAAACUCUGAUUACUUUAUUAAAGAUGAGCUGCAAAGCAGUGAAAGAAGCUAUAAAGAAAGCAAUAAUACGUGGAAAAGCUAUUCUGAGCAUGAAGAUAGUUCUAAAAAAGUUGACACACCUUUUGAAAUAAGUGCGUCUCAAAGUGGACAAAAAAUAGAUGUGCCGAUAAAGGCUACACCAAUAUUGAGUUAUGCUCCAAAAGCUGAGCUAAAUUCUACAACACCUCAACAGCUUCCCACAAAUAGCCAGCCACCUUAUUAUGCUCCAAAAGCUGAGCUAAUUUCUGCGGCACCUCAACAAUUUCCCACAAAUAGCCAGCCACCUGAUAAUACUUCAAAAGCUGAGCUAAUUUCUGCGGCCCCUCAACAAUUUCCCGCAAAUAGCCAGCCACCUUAUUAUGCUCCAAAAGCUGAUCUAAUUUCUGCGACACCUCAACAAUUUCCCACAAAUAGCCAGCCACCUUAUUAUGCUCCAAAAGCUGAGCUAAUUGCACAAGAAAAGCCUCCUAUUUAUAAAUAUGAGCCAAACAUUCCUUUAAAAUCUGAAACAGACCGGCCACACUCUGCCUCCGAUAGCCGUCCAAAACUCUCGCGAGAAAGAGAACUAGAAAUAGAAAUUAUCGAUUUAAGAGGCCGCGUAGAAAAUUUACAGUCACAAUUAAAUAUAAAACAAGAGCAAGUUGACCGCCUAGAAAAUUUAAAGUCACAAUGAGAAAAAAAGCAAGAGCAAGCUUACGACAUCGAUCUAAGAGGCCAAGUAGAAUAUUUUCAGUCACAAAUAAAGAUAAUGCAAGAGCAAUUAAACCACUUCGAAAAUACCGAAGCUAGAGUAAAAGAUUUAGAAGCUGAAAAUGAACUAUUGAAGUCGGAGUUGGGAAAAAAAGAAAAAAGUCAUGAAGAAAGGCUGAGGAAUAGUGAAUCCAGGGUUUCUGAAAGGAUUAUGAGAACGCUUAAUAUGAAAUUUGAAUAUGAAAAAGAUGAAUUUGAUAGGAAAAAUAAAGAGCUAGAGAUUGAGAUAAAUCAAUAUAAAAUUGAUGUUACCAGAUGUGAAGCAGAAAAUAGAGAAUUGAGGUUCAAAUUAUCAAAAUUGAGAGAUCAAGAAGUAAAAAUAAAAGAAUUAGAGCAGAAAAUUUACACUUUAAGCCGAAAAAAUACCCCAAGUGAAGUAAAAAAGCCAAUAGAAAAAGAUCUUCCAAAAGAUGAAAAAGAUCUUCUAUUAAAAGAAAUUGAAACACAAGAACAGCUUAUAAAAGGUUACCAAAAGGAAAACGAAAGGCUUGUUGAAGAAAUGAAAAAAUUAAAUUCUCAGAUAAAAGAAGAGCAGGUAAAAAUGCAUCAUGAAAACAUGAAAGUAGACUUACUAAAAACCAACCUCAUAAAAGACCACGGAGGGGUGCUAAUCAAAGAAAACAUUUCUGACUUUGGAACUAUCAAUGAAUUAGCUGGUGGCACUGUAAUAAAUAAACAAGAAUAUAUAGAGCUCAGAGAAAGGGCGUCUAGACUUACUCGAGAAUUAUUCGAAAAAGAAAAGAUUUUUACUGAAAAAGAAUUAGAGUAUCAAGAAAUUAUUGAAAAAUUAAGAAGAUUCCAAGCUGAAGCUGAAUUCAGGUUUUCUACAACACAAGAAGGAUUAAUUAAUAUUCAAGAAAUAAACAAAAUCCAUGAAAAAGAAAUCAAUGAUUUAAAGGAAGCGUAUGAAGAAGAAAUUGGGAAUCUGCAAGCAAGAAUAAAAUGGUAUGUAGAAAAUCAAGAAUUUUUAGAAGGUCAGAUUAAAGAAAGCAAGCCGCUUAAGCAAGAUCUUCAAAAUUUGCAAAGAGAAUUAAAUGAAAGACCAGCCACUGCUGAUAUGUGAGAGAUUUAGUUAGAGAGGGUUAAAGCGGAGUUUAGCUCAGCCCUUGAUCCAGUGAAGCUUUAGCUUCACGCUUGUGUGGCACUAAGCGCUUAAGCUGCUUAACACCUAUUCUAUGACUUCACCAAAAAUGAUGAUAUCCACAUCUUUCAGGGAGACUUACCCGAACUUAGACCAAUAAACUUCACCAAAAGGACUCUCUUAAGUAGUGCUCAGAGUAUGAGAAAAUCGUCCGAUGCCUCCUUCUAGAACUACCUCUGCCAUUUUCAGGCACCAUAAUGCUACUCCAAAAGAGCUCAAUUUGGUGUUGUGCCGCCGGUCUUCUUGUCUGAGACCAAGGAGAGGUCCAGUUAGCCCAUACCGCACCCCACCCCACCCUACCCCCGGAAUUCCUCCACCUGCAAUCCCAUGGCCCUCCAGGAAUUUUUUAUUUUUUUGGCCGAAGUUUUGAGUUCAUCCUAUCGCUCCAAAAGCCAUCCUGUGGCCUGGUGGCCGAAAUUUUUAUCUGCUGAUAUGAAGAAAAUGAAAAAUUUAGAAGAAAAAUGUAAAGGAUAUGAAGAAGGGCUGAAAACCAAUAGUUCGAUUGCUGCUAUGAUUCUAGCGUCAAAACCAGACCCUGAGCAGUCUGAACUAGUGAUAUCAUUGAAGAAAAGAAUUCAAGAACUAGAAGCAAUGAUCAUGGAAAAAGAAAUUGAGCAGGAAACCAGAAUUAGAAACUUAAAGCAAGAAUAUGAAUCUGUUAAACAAAAAUUAGCUAAACAAAAAAUACCAACAGGCAACAAGGGAAAACAAGCUGAAAGUGUUGCUAAUCUAAGAAUAAAAGAACUAGAAAAGCAGCUGGAAGAUACAAGGGCUUAUUACACAAAGAAACUACGUAAUCCAGCUUCUAAACAAGAAGAAGAUGUCUCCAAACUUAAAAUGGAAUUAAGCCAAAGGCCUUCUCCUAAAGAAGUAUGGGCUGAGCCAUCUCCAAAUCCAGUCGACACUUUGCCUGAAUUCAAAGACCUUUCUGACCGCGAUGCUAAAUUUUUACUUUUACAAUCAAAUAAGCGAAUAAAAGAACUCGAAGACCAAAUCCAAACAGGAAAUAAAGCAGCAACUACGAAUUUCACUACAGAUCAUGCAUUAUCCCUAAAAAUUAAUACCCUUGAAGAAGAGCUUGAAAAACUCAACGCAAAAUACGAAUAUUCCCGAAAUGAAUGUGAAAAGCUUAGACUAGACAAAGAAAUGCUAGAAACUCAUAUAGAAAGAACGCCUGUCAUACCUGGGACUAGCGAAUUUUUAAAAUUGCAAAGAAAAAUUGAAAACUUAGAAGACGCGCACUAUAGGAGGGAGCAAGAGUUGAUCAAUAGGCUAAACUCAGUUUCACUGAGGUCUGAAAAUGAAAUUGAAGAAAUAAAAAGAAAAUUCCAAAAUGAAAAAGCUGGAUUGCAGAAAUUAAUAGCGAAAAAGAAUAAAGAAAUUGACGAGUUCAGAAUUGAGCUGGAAGAGCUGCUUUCAGAGAUUGAAAGACUCAGAUCAAGAAAAGCUGCUUAA